Molecule: messenger RNA, 15373 nt
Organism: Bicyclus anynana (squinting bush brown)
Lineage: Eukaryota; Metazoa; Arthropoda; Insecta; Lepidoptera; Nymphalidae
Gene: par-1
Product: serine/threonine-protein kinase MARK2
Exons: 19
Coding region: 317-3154 (945 amino acids)
Biological process (GO): microtubule cytoskeleton organization; protein phosphorylation; intracellular signal transduction
Cellular component (GO): cytoplasm
Molecular function (GO): protein serine/threonine kinase activity; tau-protein kinase activity; ATP binding
Source: RefSeq, a predicted model, not a curated record
AGGCCCAGUCGCUUACCAUACAUCGCGGGGAGCGGACGUGUUAUCGCUCCAUUUGUUAUUUUUUCUAGCCUCAAUAACCCCAGUGUUGUGAUGAUAUUAUGUGUAUAGAGUUUAAGUGAUUCUAGUGAACAUGUGCAAAGGAUGACAUUUGGAUGUGACCAUUUACAUCGUCGCUACGAAACUCUCAGAUAAAUGUAGUCAAUCGUGAUAUCGUGUGCGAUAAAGACUGAUAAUAAACAAUCGAAUGGGCCACCAGUUUGGACGCAGUGUUAAAAAUUUAUUUUCGGACUAUAAUGAUUAAGGAUUGAUACAUAAAAUGGAGAGGAAAUUGACUCGUGAGGAUUUUAUGCGGAGGAGUUUCCGCGCGCCGAGAGUGUCGCCUGCGCCGGAACCGACGGCCGCUGUCAACGGCGCGCCGCCACCUUCCCCCGUCUCAUUGUCAAUGUUGGAACGAACGCCACAGGCUCCUAGAACGGAAUACGAGGUCACAUCGGCUGGUAUAGCACCCAAAAGGUUAGAGAUAAACCGAACUCAUCCCAUACACCUCAAAUCGUUCGCAGCCGAACCGCCCGACGACAAUGGCCCGACCCCACCUUCAGAUGACGUAUUGAGGAAAUUAGAAAGACAAAUAGGUGAAAUGGAACGCGGUCUCGAAAGGGCGCAAAACGGGACAGUUAAAGUCGACGAAAGGGUGCGAUACGCCGAACACGAGAACUUGCUCCGCACUGGGGUGUCAGCGGUUGGAGGUGGCGGUUACCUACCGGCCGAUUCCGAUACAGAACACGACUCGGUUCCGUUCAAUAGAAAUGAAACUACAAGAAGUAGUACGGGAGCCGCUGCGCCUGCAACUAGACCGGCAACUCGACUGUCUAGAACGAACUCGGACACGCAGCAGCACAACACUGUCGCUGCUACGGCGCGUCUGAUGAGGAAACUAGCAGACGGUGGCACGAAGGAUGAGAAAUCGAAGGUCAUAUCAAGGAAGACGAUUCAAGCGAGGAUGGAGAGGGUGAAGAACUCCGUGGUGGGAACGAAGCACGAGCACAGGGUGUUGGCGGAGCACAGGGCGGAGCCUGCCAACCCAAAGAGUCCCACGUCGCCGGUCUCGCCACGCUCUUCAGUACAGAGCGCGUCAGAGAACUCGGCGGGCGCGGGCGGCGGCGGCUCGUCGGGCGGCAGCGCCAGGGUCUCGUCGCGCUCCAGGGCCUCCGAGGAGCCGCAUAUCGGCAAGUACAAGCUGCUGAAGACCAUCGGCAAGGGCAACUUCGCGAAGGUGAAGCUGGCGAAGCAUGUGCCCACCGGCAAAGAGGUGGCCAUCAAGAUCAUAGACAAGACGCAGCUGAACCCCAGCUCCCUGCAGAAACUGUUCAGAGAGGUGCGGAUAAUGAAAAUGCUCGAUCACCCCAACAUUGUGAAACUGUUCCAAGUUAUCGAAACAGAAAAAACACUGUACCUCGUGAUGGAGUACGCGUCUGGUGGCGAAGUGUUCGACUACUUGGUGCUACACGGGCGCAUGAAGGAGAAGGAGGCGCGCGCCAAGUUCAGGCAAAUAGUGUCCGCAGUGCAGUACUGCCAUCAGAAGAGGAUCAUACACAGGGAUCUCAAGGCGGAAAACCUGCUGCUCGAUGGCGAGAUGAACAUAAAGAUCGCGGACUUCGGGUUCUCGAACGAGUUCACGCCGGGCGCCAAGCUCGACACCUUCUGCGGCUCGCCGCCCUACGCCGCGCCAGAGCUGUUCCAAGGCAAGAAGUACGACGGCCCCGAAGUGGACGUGUGGUCGCUGGGCGUGAUCCUGUACACACUCGUGUCGGGCUCGCUGCCCUUCGACGGCUCCACGCUGCGCGAGCUGCGGGAGCGAGUGCUGCGGGGGAAGUACAGAAUACCUUUCUACAUGUCAACGGAUUGCGAGAAUCUACUCAAAAAGUUCCUCGUGCUGAACCCGGCGAAGCGGGCCUCCCUCGAGAGCAUCAUGCGCGACAAGUGGAUGAACACGGGCUAUGAGGACGACGAGCUGCGGCCGUACGUCGAACCACAGCAGGACUUCAAGGACCACAAACGGAUAGAGGCGCUCGUGUGUCUGGGCUACAACAGGCAAGAGAUCGAAUACUCUCUGGCGGAGGCGAAGUACGAUGACGUAUUCGCCACAUACUUGCUGUUGGGAAGGAAAAGUACCGAUCCCGAAUCGGACGGCAGCCGGUCCGGAUCGUCUCUGUCGUUGCGGAACGCGGCCGCGCCCGGCCAGCCGCAGCCGGCGCAGCAGGGCAACGCGCACGCCGGCGGGUGCGCGUCGCCCUCGCACCGCGGCGUGCAGCGCAGCAUCUCGGCCAGCGCGCGCCCCGCCGCCUCGCGCCGCGCCUCCUCCGGCGCCGAGGUGUUGCGCGCGCAAGUUGGCACGACGAGCUCAACGGCUAACAACACCACGUCCACUGCCACCACCACUACGUCCAAUUUUAAAAGACAGAAUACCAUUGACUCAGCAUCUAUUAAAGAAAAUACCGCGCGGAUCGCUCUAAUGCAGGUGCAAAACACAACGCGGCCGACGAGCGCCCAGCCGAAGUUGGAGCCCCGGCCGCGCAUCCUGUCGAGCGGCGCGCGGCGCUCCGAGCACGCGGCGGCGCACGCGACGCACGCGGCGGCGCACCCCGCGCACCAGGCGCCCAAGAUGUCGCCGCCGCACGACACGCCCAGUCAAGAGACUAAGAACGGUGCCGAGAACGGCAAGCCCGCGCCCAGUGCGUCCACUGCGAACAAGACGCACGUGAAAAGUGCGUCCAUUUCGUCGGCCACCGGCGCCGCGCCGCUGGGCGAGCCCGCGCCGCACAAUGCGUCCGCGCGCGACCUGGCGCAGCCCCGACCGAGCCUGAACUCGACGCUGUCGACGGGCGGCGCGGUGGGCGCGACGGGCGCGGGCGCGACGGCCAACUCUGCGGGCGCGCGCCGCGACUUCUCCAACAACAACCCGCUCGUGUUCCCCAGGAAUGUGCCUUCCAGAUCUACUUUCCACUCUGGUUGUUCGCCCACAGGCCAGACGCGGUCGCGCGGCGGCAGCGCGGGUGGCGCGUACGGCGACGGCGGCUCGCCGCACCAGGCGCGCCCCUCGUUCUUCUCCAAGCUCUCCUCGAGGUUCUCCAAGCGGUUGAAUCAGAACCCCUGAGGCCACGUGCGCGCGCCGGCGGAUUGGAGGAUUUCUUUUUUUAUAUAUUAUAGAUAUAAAAUUAAGAGUUAAUUAGAGAAAUAUUGUGCAAAUUGUUAUGCUUAAUUUAUGAAUUAUGUAUAGUUUUAUCGGUUGCGAUUUGUUUAUCCGUUCUGCGAAUACGCGAUCUGCGAUGGCACAUUGAAAUUUAGCUAAAAUACAUAUUUGCAUUUAUGAGUCAUUCUUUUGUUUCUGUAUUUAGGUACGCCGUUUUGAGAAAUGCUAUUGGUUAAUAGCAGCGUUUUACCUGAAAUAAAACGCAUAUUAAAAUACUUACCUCACUGGAAACUUUAUAUUGAGAGUAGCAUUUCCGUUUCCGUCGAUUUCAUACCAGUUUUCGUACUUUUAUUGACGUCACGUCGGGCUAUGUGGCGCCACCUGGCGGUGUCGGGCUCGGGAAGUUUCGUAAAUCGCUGAGCGCGACUUUAGCUCAUUGGCUCAAUAUAUCACCAGGCAGGAAUUACUUAAAGUUUCCAGUGAGGUAAGUAUUUUAAUAUGCGUUUUAUUUCAGGUAAAACGCUGCUAUUAAAAUAUUGACCGUAACUGGAAACUUUAUAUUGAGAGCCUGUUUGUUUUCGCCUGGUGACGCCACAUUAUGGUAUUAUUUCGCCAAUGUGAUUAUUAAAAUAAAACUUUUUAUAACAAUAUUAUCUCUAAUUCGAUUAGGCUUUAUUUAGAGAACAAGCUAUUAACGAAGUUUGACUUACUGUGUCUGUGCAUAAUAAAAUAUUCCAUUUUGUUGGAAUGUAGCAAAAAUACAUGUCUACGGUACAAUGGUAGCCAGUAAUAAGUAUCUAUUGUCUGUGGAUAUUAUUUAUUCAAACUGUCAACUCUUUGACAUUCAAGAGUCAUUAUAUGUCAUCAGCUAUUUACUAUAUUUUACAAAUAUUAAUAAAUAGAACAGUUAGCAGUGCUUAACGUGUUUUCGUUCAUCUCGCGACUCCAACUCUCAGCACAUUCAAAAAUAAAUCAAUGAACUAAAAACAUACCAUACAUUUUUUGGAUUGGAGUUCAAUACUUUUAAUUUUAGGGAUUUCAUCAUAUAAUUGAUAUUCACACUAAAUUAUUUAGGAAAAACACUGCUGACCGAUAUAGUCGUUAUGAAGAUUUCUUACGUGACGUCUUUACUCAUUCUGCUAUAACCAUAUGCGGGGCGGUUUUUUAAAAAAAUUUAUUACAAAGAAAUUAAUAUUAAUUCUUGCUGCAUUUAGUCGUAGUGGAUAGUUAUUUUAUUUAAUAAUGAAAUAGACUUAUUAUUUCCUAAAAAAAAAUUAUGAUAGUGAUUAUUUUAUUUACAAAUAAUUUCCGGCCAGAGUAAAUACUUCUAUCGGUUUUUGAGCUAAAUUGCGGCCAAAAUUGAAUAAAAUCAUCAGAUUUUAUACUAUGUUAUCCCUAUAAUAAGUAAUGUUAGGUCAUAUACACGCCUUUCAGAGUGUACCCACAAAAAUAUAACUAUUGAAAAAAUAACUUAUUAAGAAGUUACUGACAUUCCAAACUGGUGGCAUGGAAUUUUUAGGCUUUCUUAACAAUUUGGUAUGAAUUUAAGGAUAUACUUUACAAAGUUAUUGAUCUCUUAAGUAGGUUACUUGAAGAUUCUAGAAACUAAAACUGAGUCAGUUCUUAUACAUUAGGUCAUAUAAUGUACUAAAACUUUUACUUUUAGACAAACACUACACAAGCCGAUUUUUAAGUUUUGACAGGAAAUUAAAAAUAAUUUCAGGUUUUCCCAUAUUUCUUGAAGACUCCCUCUAACAGUUUUGUAACUGCUAAGUCCGUUGUCGUGAUUAUAAUAAAUUUGUCUUCAUUCUAUAGAAUUAUCGGUACUGCUAGCACUCGGAAUCUGAGAGAGAUCCAAAUGACAUAAGACUUACUCUUAUCAAGGCUAUUAAAUAUAUUCCUGUCAACCGAUUCUGAUGAUUCUCUGAGAACCAGUGUAAGUGGUGGCGAUACCAUAAAGCAAGUGGGAAAUUCCCUAUACACACUGUACACAUCGUAUAAAACAACUUGAGCGUAAGUUACAUCUCGGGAUACGUACAAGUAAUCAUGGACUACGUGUACCUUAUUUAAUGAGUCAGAUCAGAAUAGAUCAGUCACCGACAUACCCUAUUUCACAAUCACUUUUUCUAUGCUACAGUAAUGAAAGCGCCAAGUAUGGAAGAUGGCGAUGUUGUAUAACAAGUGAUUUGCAUGCUUGUUGUUCCUGCCUCGUAUACUAUUGUGUACUGUUGUGAACUUAGUGAUAGUCUAAUUAAGGUUACUAGACAAAGAUCUUGCAAUUUUAACUGUUAUAUUCUAUAUUUAAACUCAUUUCUCUUUUCCUCCGUAAUAUGUAACGGCAGUCAUUUUGUCCAAUUGAAUGUUGCUUAGGAGGUGAGUUUCAUUCUAGGGACAUAUACGAGUAGUAUGACAUACAUUUCCUUUUUAUUGGAAUGCAGUACCUAUUCCUCUCGUGACCAUGAAUACCUCAGAGGGUGAAUGUUUAGUAACGCUGCCCAAGCGUGGUCAAAGGCAUCUGCUACUAACAAAAACACUGGCUGAGGGUGUCAGUGAAGUAGGUAGCUAGCAGUCUGAUUAUAUUAAACAAGGUCAUUCAUUCAUUCAAUGGUAACGGGCAAGUUUUCGUUUUCGAUGUUGUCUACAUUUACGCUUCGUAUUAUUUUCUUAGUAAAUGAUAAAAUUGUCGAUUCUUAAUUCUACAUAUCUCUUACAAAACAUGCUGCGAAUUCGAUAGCAUUGAGAAAGUAUUUGAGAAAGAGAUAUGCAUAGUUCAAAUGACAAGGAAGUAAUGUCCAACAAUUCCCUGUAGCACCUUUGGGAUUUUAUUACAAACACAUGCAAGUAGGCUUGUGUCUAUUCUUCAAACUGAGUGUUUGAUGCUGUGCGUAUUUAGCAAGUGGAAAUGAGGUUAAAUAUUGGUCCGGCUUCAGUAUUAACAACAGAGCAUGGUGCUUUUAUGAUCCUUUGUAUUUCAUUAAGUAGACAAUUGUUGAUAUUUCUUCCAAAACAGGAGUGUGGAACGAUGUUCCAUAUAGAUUAAGAAAAACACGAGGUUAUUCGAGAGAACGGUAGGAGAUAACCUCAGAUUAACCUCUGUACGUUUCUGGUGCCACCAUUUUCUCCCAUUGAAAAAGGUGGUGAAAAAGGUGGCUAAAAAGACCGCUUGAAAUGAAGUCUAUCUCAAAAUACUUUAGGUUUUCUGGAUGCAUUAAACUUUAAAGCAUACAUAAUACCCUUGAUGGGCCUCGAGCCCCUGAAAAAGGAUUCAUUUAGAAUCCUUUGUUUUAGUAGAAAUUUAUAUGUUACCGCUUAUGCGUUUUUCUACAUUCGCUAGGUGACGGAGGGUAUCAUAAUAUGUUUUACCUUUUCGUUUGUUUCUAAGUUUUAUGAAACCUGGAGUAUGGUUAUAAAUUUUGCAAAUAAUAAACUGUAUACAUCCAGUAAUACCUUUAGAAAACUUUGAUGUAUUCGGAAAAAUAAUGUUUCCUGCCUUUAACCUCUAUACCAAAAUGUACAUGAUGUUUUAAUCUGACGCUUUCAUUCAUCAGAUUUUUACGCCAUUGUUACAAAGUAAUUAAUUCACCCAUUGGUUACAAAUCUAGUUGGCCUAUUCACUAUUUUGGUCUUUAUUAUCAACCUAUAUCAAUUGGAAAAAUGUCAUUUACCUACUGUGGGAUAUUCACGAGUAAGCAAUAAAUGACAUUUUUACAUAGAAACUCAAUUUUGUAUAUGUCAACUAGCAAACGUAAAAGAUAGUGAGUCAGCCUGCAAGGGCUUUAGGACAUUAGUUUCUUGUACAUUGUUGAUAAACACCCUGCGAGAGUGUAUUAUAAUGAUCAUACAAGCAAGGCUGCGCAAGCGUUCCAAGCGAUGGAAUCUUAACAUUUUUCAUGCAUUACCCUCGCGAGGGGUGGCGAUCACACACACACGACAUCGACAAGGGUAUUUGAAUAAUUUAUAUAGAUAGAUAAGAUAUUCGUAUCCAUACAUCGUUGAUAAACACCCCGCGAGGGUGGAUUGUAUUGAUCAUGCAAGCAAGGCUGUGCAUGAACGUGUGCGCAUUACAGAAAUGUAUAUUCCGUGUUGUAUGUUCCACGCGAUGGAACAUUACUCUUCAUGCAUACGUCCGCGACGGUGGCGAUCAAGGACACCGGUAUUUGAAUAAUUUAUAUAAAGAGAUAAACACCCCGCGAGGGUGGGUUGUAAUUAUCAUGCAAGCAUGGCUGUGCAUGAGCGUUUGCGCAUUGUAUGUAUAUUCCGUGUUGUGUGUUCUACGUGAUGAAAUUUCAACACUAUUCGGGCCUUGCCCAUGCGAGAGGCGGCGAUCCUCAGUAUUUGACUGGAAAUACGUCUAGGAAUGUUAACACUUUCUAUAACCUCGUCCCCAUGAGGGGCGGUAAUCUAUUAGUCCGGUAUUUGACUGUGCAAAUACGUCUAGGAAUAUUUAAACUUUCUAUACCUUACUCAGUAAGUUGGUUUUGCAAAUACGUCCAGGAACGUUAAAAAACUGUGUAUACCUUGCCCCCGCGAGGGGCGGUAAUCUAUUAGACCUAUAUUUGACUGCGAAUGUGUCCAGCGACGUUAACAGUGUCUACGCCUUGCCCCUGCGUGGGGUGGCGAUUUAUAAGGCCAGUAAUUUACAUCCAAUCAAAAUUCCUGAGCUAAAUUCUGGCGGGAUUUGUGAACCUUUUUUCAAUGCCGGUUUGAAUUGGAGUAACAAUAUGUUUGAGUAACUUCCAAAAACUCUUUGUCUAACUUGUCUUCGAGCAUUCGUAAUUUAUGUACUCCUCUGAAACGAAAGCCAUUGGCCACGCGUUCGUUUUGCAGUAUAUAUGUUAGACAACAGUCUAUUGCUAGAACGUUCACUUUGGUUUCUGAGUUCACAUUUUUAGGAAGCCCGCUGGGCCCCGCCACUUUUAAUACUAUUUUAACUGUUGAAAAAUAACUACAAAGAAAAUAUUAUUACAUGCAAGUACGAAAACAUUUGCAAAAAAGCAAGACUUUCAAACACAUGAAGUAGUGAUCCGAACGGAAAAACCGUUAAAAUAAUGAUCACGUACUAUUUUCAAAUGAAAUUUGAAAUUUUUACAUAAUUUAACGUUAAUUACAUUAACGUUGUAUGUUACAACGUAAUAAUUACAACGUAAUAAAAUAUAAAGUACUCACAGCGAAUUCACUUCACUUAUUACACUUUAUCUUGCAAUGUCGGGUACCAACUGAUUGCAAGAUGUUGCUUCGACGGUAAACAAAACGCCAAUGAGCUAAAGUCGCGCUCAGCGAUUUACGAAACUUCCCGAGCCCGACACCGCCAGGUGGCGCCACAUAGCCCGACGUGACGUCAAUAAAAGUACGAAAACUGGUAUGAAAUCGACGGAAACGGAAAUGCUACUCUCAAUAUAAAGUUUCCAGUUACGGUCAAUAUUUUAAUACAUCUCUAAUGACUAGAUCCAAAAUCACACAGUUGUGAUUUUGGAUGCCGUGUUAAUAUAUCUGCAAUUUGCGUAUAAAAGUCUUAUGCUAGCCUUCCAAUAAGUAAACGCACCUGCAGUGCUAUCGGCAGUACGUUCGAUAAAAUUGAUCGUGUGUUAGUCGCGAUCUGCAUGAUGUCAUGCACAUCGGAUGCCCUGCCGAUAGCGCUGCAGGCACGUAGACUUAUUGCAUGGUGAGUGACAAGCAUUAUUACUGCAUUCCGCAUUAUUACGUUAUUAUUUUUCCAUUCCAUCUUUCUGUUCAUUUUAAAUCUUUUAUUUAAAUGAAACAUAAUGAUAAAUGUAUGAUAUUCCUUUUUUUUAAUUACUUAUACAUUCUGAAUGGUGGAUAAACAGAUUGCGAUCGGUAACAAUUUGUGAGUUUACUUUUUUUUACAGUAAAAAUUAAUAUUAUGAACGCUAAGGUUAACUGUCGACGUCCCAUUCGAGUUCGGUUUAAAUAUCGUAUUAUUAAUUUAACAUCGCGGCGACACUUCCGAUGCAUUUUAUAUUGUUAAAACUUUCUUUUGGACCAAUUGUUGUAACAUGAUUACCUAUUUUGUAAAGUUUUUAAAAUCUGACAGAGAAACAUAGAUGAAAAAUUCGAAACUAAUCUUAACGUACUUAAGUAUAUGCACGACUGUAUCAUAUUGUUCUUCUUAUUCAGAUGUGAUUAGAAAAAGUAUUUUGUUUUUUAGUGAAUAACUUCAAAAUUAAACAAUAAUCCAAUAUUUGUUUUGUAACUCAAAUGGCUUUGUAACUCAAAUUUGUUGAAUACGGUAUGUAUUCAACAAAUUUUGCCAUUUUCACCAAUAUUUUUAUAUUUUCAAAAUUACCUUCUUAAAUAUUUAUGUAAAUUAUAUAUACAUAUAGUGUAACAGUUACAAAGCCAUAUUGGCGACAAGUUUAAUUAAAAUAUUGUCAUUGAUAUGUUGACCUCUUAAAUAAAUGGUUCAUAGACGUACUGUCUAUGAACCAUCAUAUAAUACCAUCAUAUAAUCAAUGCGAUAUAGAAAAUUUCGCAAUUAUUAUAUUAUAUAUUGUCGAACUAAUGUCGAAUCUAUAUGAAGUCCUUAGUCAUGAGCUUUUUUAUGCAACUAAGUGAAAUACAAACUCAUUCAAGAUUAUAAUGUUGUAAUACAAAGCUUAAUAACCGACUUCACAUCUUCAAAGGAGAUUCUUAAAUCGUCGAAAUCUUUUUUUUAAUACUAAAGUUGUUAUUUUAAUGAUAUAAUAUGCACCGGAAACCUAGUCCCGUCGCGCGUCGCAUUUCAUUUGUAGCAUAUAAGACAUUAUCUGUUCUUGUUUCGAACGAAUUUUUUACAUUCCAGGGAUUUCUUUUUAGUUAAUAAUGAACCCUUUGAAAUUGAGUACAUUUUGCGUUCACUGGAAAAGUUGCUACACGUCUAAUUACCUGAUUUGACAGAUUGUCUAAUUGCAGACCAUUUCAUAUAGGUAGAUAAUGUAAAAAGAAAAUGAGAAUAUCAGUCAAAAAUAUGUCAUGAGCAUAGCUGUUUAAGUGCCACAAACUUUUCUGACCUGGUGGUCAGAAUUGGAACUAAUGGAGGUCGCCGGUAAAAAUAUAAUAAAAGCGCGACAGCCAAGGGUCAGAUUUGGCACUAAAUUCUUGAAAAUUAUAUGAACAAUUCAUAAGCGAGGUGCCAAGUGAAAAAAAGAAAUAUUCGUGUAUAUUUAGCGAAGAAUUCUUGGUCAUCAGAAGAUUUUACGCGUUAUAUUUAAAAAAUAAUAAUAUUUUCGGCUAACUUGUUAGCAUCCUCUGUGAACGCAAAAGUUAAGUGGCCGUUAGAAUACAUUAUAAAUAGGACCCUUACCAGGACACUGCUACCAGCAUUGUAUUCAGUACAACUUUUGAUUCAAAUUACUCUGCACUAAUUAAUCUUCCUAAUUAACUAUUUAUCCUGUAUCUCUAAUAGGCCGUUUAGUCGGGUUCGAUAUGAUAGCACAAAGUUUUUUUUUUUUAGUAAUUAUUGUAUUCAUGUAUUUUCGGACGAUUCAGCCUAAAUAGUGACUUUGACUGAAAAAUAAAUAAAAAUAGUUUUGUAUAUUUGUAACGUUAUACACAUUAGGACAUAUUGUAUUUCUUAAGGUGGAGACAUUCUUACAACACGCUGCCUGAUCUGGUGCAAAAAACUAUGAUGAGAUGAGAUUUAAACUGCAACUUGCGACGCUAAAUUUGAUUCUACUUGGCACUUGUUCAGGUUGCAUGUAAUUGGGGUGUCUCCACUCUUAUUUUGACACAUUUUCGAUUGUCGGUCAAUCGUGCAUUAAACAUCUUACACCCUGAAAAUUCUUAUAAAGAAAUGAAUAAAGAAGCGUAUUUAGUUUAAACCUUACAAAUAGUACGUACUCUACAUAUUGACAAAUCGGACCAAAAUUACAACAUGGUAAUUUAUAGGUUUGCGCAUUUAAACUAAAGAACAAAAUUUUAACUUAUAGGUUUGCAAAUAAACGUGUUCAUUUAAAUGAAAGAAUUCCACACUUAUAGGUUUCAAAAUAACAUUCCCAUUUAAACGGUAGAACAACUAGCUAACUUAUAGGUUUGCGAAUUGACUUGCGAAUUUAAAUUAAAGAACAGCACGCUAACUUAUAGGUUUGCAAAUUGACUUGCACAUUUAACCGAUAGAACAACACGCUAACUUAUAGGUUUGCAAUGCGCAUUCAAAGUACAUAAAAACACGCUAACUUAUUGGUAUUUAAAUUGAUAUACGCAUUCGAAUGAAACACGUUAACUUAUAGGUUUGCAAAUAGACUUGCUCAUUUAAACGAAACAUCAAUACGCUAUCUUACUGGUGCGUUAUUUGCAUUAUAAUCGCGAAUUCUAAUACAUUUCUUUAUUCGUAACGUGCUCGCAUUACAUUUUGUUAUCAUCAGCGUUAUUAAUGUACCAUUGCUAGCAUUAUUUUGUCCAUUUAAGAGGUUAAUAGAAUUAAAUACCGUUCGGUAUAUAAAUUUUUCUUUUGCUAUGAGAAAGGAGGUACAGUGUAAAGCUGAUGAUGCGAAAAAAAUCAAUAUCGGCUUCUUUGUAUAAGUACAGUGUAAGUAGUACCGAUCAAAAUGUUUCAGGUUGUAAGGUUAUGUCUUUACUAUCGUUGGUAUGUAUGGAAGAAAUAUUGUCUUCUUUGAAUUAUUUGUAUAGUAAAAGUAAAAAUGCAAAUAAUAUGAGUAUAUUUUUCAAAAUGGCCCAAAAGUACUUGUUUAGUAUCAUUGAUAUAAGCACAAACAGAGAUACACGGUGUCACCUAGAAUUUCUUGAUUUUUGUCUAUUUAAUACGUACAUUUUACCAUAAGUCGGCCUAUCACUCUUUAUUUUAAGUAUUAUUUAUAAUUUUAAGUUUAGUAAACUAUAAAAUAUUUUUUUUUUAUUACUUCAAUUUGAAACUUACAUUUGACAGCCAGUUGCAAAAGCGUUCGCAUUUUGAGUUACAAUGAGCUUUCUGGGUAUCUUUGGUUUCUUAUAUCAGUGAUUGGAAUACUGUAGAGCGAGUGAGAUAACUGUAUGUAAUAUAAUAGGUUCAUAAAUGAUUAGUAAUAGAUGGUACAUAUAGUUCGUGGCCCAUCCCCUAAAAAUGGUACAAAUACUCAGUAGAUAUUACCAUGUAGGAAAAUGGAUGUUGUUGCAGCUCUUUAAAACAAUUGCAAUUUAUUUAAAACAAUUGCAAAGUGUAAAUUUGGUGCUAAUUCGGUGUACACUUAACUUAAAAUUGACAGUAUGAAAUUUAUUGAAAUUGACUUCAAAGAUUUCUCCGGUUUUAUACUAAAAUAUACUACUUUACUGGGAAAUGUAGUUCUAACUUUUUCUCACUUUUCUGUUAUAAAGGUUGCCAACUAAUUUCUAGCUGUAAAUCUAGCAUUUUAGUGAUCCCGGACGGCGGACUAGGCAGAUUGUUGUUAGUUCAAUACGCUUAACUAAAACUACACCACUCUUACUGGUAAAACUACAUCAGUCUUACUGGUAUAAUUACACCAAUUGUACUGGUAAAAGUUCACCAGUAUGAUGGUAACAGUACACUAGUUUUACUGAUAAAACCAUACCAGUUUAACUGGUAAAACUAACUCAGUUUGACUAGUAUAUAAAUACUCUAGCAUUUUUUUUUGCCCAAAACGAUGCGACGAAAGAAAAUCUUAUUCAAGAUAAAAUGAAAGUUUUAUGUUCAUACGAAUUGGCACCGUAAUUUCUAUACGUAAAAACAUUAUUGAUACUUAGCACCUUUUAAAGCGGGGCUUUAUUAUGUUUAUAAAUCCAAAUUUAGAUAUUUACAGGGUGUAUUAAAAUAUAUCAGAACAAACUUUUUGUUUGAUUCAAAAAACUGAAUACGUAAAUAAUACUAUAAAAUCCGUAACUCAAAAGCACAAUUCGGUAUUACUUAGAUAUAACACAAAAAAUACUAAAAGUAACAGUAACUAUUAAUAGCAGUAAUUUCAGGUGUAUCAAAAUUUAACCAUUAAUUAAAUUAAGAUUAUAGGGUUGUUAUUUUCACUAUAAACAUUGAGAUGGUGUUGUCUGGUCACCACUAAUAUCGCAAAAAUAAAAUCGUUGAACCUUUGUUAGUUGGAAAUAAUUUUGGUUUUGAUUAUGUUGGUAUAUUUCAAGGUAUCCUGUAAUAUAUAACCAUAUUUUAUUAUCAUUCUGCGUAGUUUAAUUAAAUUAACACAAUUUUUACUUGUCACAGUAUAGGAGUUUACUGAGUGUGUGUAUUACAUCACAUCAAAUGACUAUUUGGUACUGAAUUAUAUAAAACUACUGGGUAUUUUAAAAAAGUACUGGUCACUUUAAAAAAAAAAAUAUGCAAUUUGAAAAACAAAGCAAUUUAACAGUUUUAGCUACGUAGAACGAUAUUAAAGUUUCAAGCAUAUUUUCAUAUUGACGUGUACAGAGUUAUCUAAAAUUAUUCUUAUAUUAGGUAAUAUUAUUAUAGAAAAAGUUAUCAUUUUUUUGUAGUUAAAUGGCACUUUCAACUUUCAAUGAUUUAAAUCAGAUUUAGAAUAUUAUUUGUAUAAAGAAUAAAAUAUAAUUCUAUAAGUUAAGUAAAUAUUUUUUUAUAUAUAUUUUCUAACGUUAGUAAUGUUAGUUAAUAUGUACAUAUGUGUACGUUUGAAUUUAGUAUGGAAGAGUGUGUAACAAAAUUGACAUUUUCUUUGUUUAUUUACACAGUGUAUACUGGACAGGUAUUAUUUAUAUUUUAAUCAUUAUUACAACAAAAUUUAUAAUAUAUUGAUAUAGACAUCAUGAGCAGUGUGCAGUAUUCAAUUUUUUAUUUUAAUAAAAUGUCAAAAUCGUAGGUGCUCCCAUAGGAAAUUAGUUUAACACUUUUGUUUCAAAAACACGAAAGUAUAAUAUUUAUUGGUCUUUUUGGCAAUUUUAUUGGUGUGAUAUGGAUAUUGAAAUAGACUUAAGAAGUUCAUUUAAAGAUACUAUUUAAAAUUUUUGAAAAACAACCUAUUUUGGACGAAUUAUAUAAUUAUCGACAUUUAGCAAAUCUCACGGUGACAUUGUCUUAUUUACGAGUAUAUAUAAAAGUAUAAUAUUAACAUAGCGUUAUCUUUUUUGCAUUUCUUUUUAUUAUAAGAUUAAAAUGAAAACCUUUUUUACUGAAAGUUAUAGAGCAUUCAUAGAAACAUAAAAGUGAGUUCAUCAUGAGUAACAUAUUGUAAAACUUCAUGAAAUAUGACGCCAUUAUUUAAUAUUGCUAUAAACAUCAGGUUUAUAAGUCAUGAUUAUAAAAUGAUUUAAGUGUCAAGUGAUUAUGCGAGUCGUCAUGACAUAUUACAUUUAUACAAGCAGUAUCUAAAUGUACCAUUACACUCAAAUAACAUUUUAUAACAUGUUUAACAGUUUGGACUCAAAUAAAAUACAGUGAUAAUAAUAUACAUUUUUUUUUGAAUUGACAUUUCCAUAAAUAUUUGCUUUACUUUUAAGUUCCAUAUAUGUUUCACGUGCUUUCUUUAUUUUGUUUGUAUAAUUUGUUGUUGAUAUUUCAAUAUUGAAAAUGACAUACUACAAGUAUCUUAUUAUUUUUUUUGAAGUAGUUCACAAAUAUUUUUGUUUUGUUAAGAACCACAUACACACUAAAAUUUAUAAUUUAUUAUGGGCAAGAUUUUUUUAAGUUUAUGAAUAAUUCUAAGUUUAACAUUCAUAGGAACUGAGACUUAUGUUAGACAAAAUAUAUGGCAAUAUGACUAGUCUUAUUGACAUAUAUUUAGGAACAAUUUGGAUGGUAUCAGCCUAAUAAGCAAGUCCUAGCACCCUCAUAAGCUUAACAGUUAAGAAUCCAGACUAUAUCAGUAAAGUCUAGGGUUCGAUAUCCGCUCGCUGGACUAUAUAGUUCUACUAAUAGCAGUCUUCUCGGUUAGUAGGAGGUGAAUGAUGAAUAUUGCUCAUAUUUACAAGAAGUGGCUAAUAUUCUUCAAUAAUCUAAAACCAGCUCACGUCAGAUAUGACUGGGUUCAAAUCUUGUCGGUUCCACAUUUUUGAUAUCUUCUUUAAUUUCCCUGGAACAGUGUAGUAUGUUAUUUUCCCUUGUCACAUAUUAUUUCCGCUGACUGUAAAACUUGGCAUUAUUGUGUUAAGCGAAAUAGUGAAAAUCAUUACAUAACUAUAAUUAUAUAGAUUGAUAUGAUUAUGUAACAUAUAGUGACGGAUGAUUAGUAUUGUAUGUGUUGCGCUUAUCCUAAAUAAUCAGGUUUUCAAUAAUAA